AUGGAUAACCUACUCCAUCAAGAUACAGAAGAGGUCGAGACUGUGCUCACCAACAGAAAUGAGCAUGGUGAUCUAUUAGUUUUUGGUAGCGUCACUAGGGAUUUGUUAAUACUCUUUGACGAUUUCAGCCAUGCAAGUCAACAAAUUUAUAGAGAUGACAUUAAAAAAGCCUUCAAUUCUAUCCAGUUAUAUCCUUCUACAGCUCAAGUUGAAGAGAUGUUAUUGUCUGCUCAUGAAUGUUGCCAGAAUACCGAUCUUAAUAGUUUAACAUUUGGUCAGUUUGCAUUUUUUGCAUCCUUACUGAAGAAAGAAUAUCAGGAAAGAAAUAUAACAUUUGCUAAUAAAGAAGGAAGCUUAAUUGUAAAUCGAAAGCAUAGCCCAAGAACAAAUCACCCGAAUGUUCAAGUGUUUCUUGGGGGAGCAUGCAACCCAACGACAUGGAGGAAAGAAAUUGCUAUACCAAUACUUAAAGAUCAUUGUAUUACUUACUUUAACCCGACUGCAGAAUUACUUCUCUUUGUAAUUGAGGAAUCGACAAGAGGGUUGUCUUCAAUGGUGGAAGCAGCUUAUGUAGCCGGUAGUGGUGGGCCGCUCAUAUUAGUUCUUAGAGAAUUGCCUGAAACCGAAACAACCAUAGCUGGCGAGACACUUUCAGCUAGUGAGAAGGAAGACCUUAAUCGUGGUCGAAAAUUUUUGAGAGAUACGGUUGAAAGAGUGGAUAUUCCAGUAUUUACUGAUAUAGAAACUGCAAUUCACUGUUGUGCUAAGGUUAUUAAAGUUGGAACCAAGAUUACCAACUUAACGACCGAUGAUGGCGCUCAGCCAGUUAGACUCGCGGAUAUAUCUGUAGAUGAUAGUUUUAUAGCUGCCAAGGAAAAAUAUGAUGACUACAAUUCUGGUGGUUCGGGAAAGUUAACACUUAAUGAGGUUGCUCUAGCCUACAAAGCUUUUAGUGGAAAGGCGUUAUCGCAGGAUAAUGUAGAAAUGUUGUCGGGCUUGUAUGAAAGCGAUCCUUCUAAGAUUAGAAUGUCGUUCGAAGAAUUUUGCUGCUUACUAACAGAAAUGCUUUCAGACAGGAUGAUCUGUUUAGAUUGGUUGUUUAAUGGUGGUCCAGACAUUUUACAUGAAAAGGAUGAAUCGGUUUUCGAACGCGAUAUAUUUCUUGGUGGCAGCUGUGGUCGAUCAACAUGGAGAGAAGAUGUAGCUAUUCCGUUGCUAAAGAAACAGGCAAUUUCCUAUUUUAAUCCGCAAUUACCUGACUGGUCGAUGAAAUUUCUUGGUAUUGAGGCUGAAGCAAAAAAACAUUCGAGACUUUUGCUAUACUUUAUCGGGAAUGAGAGUCGAUGUGUUGCGUCGAUGGUUGAGAUCGCUUACUAUAUCGGCUUGGGUAGGAAUGUUGUUCUCUGUAUUCAAAAUUUUACCGACGGAAACCUUCUAGAUGGAGUUACAGUUACUGGUAGAAGUUUACUUGACUACAACCGAGCAAGGAGUUAUUUAUCAGAUAUUGCAAAUCGUGCAUCGAUCCCUGUGUUCGAUGAUAUUACUGAGGCUAUUAUGAGUGCAAUUCAAGAAAUCAAAUUAUCAAGCCGAGAAAGCGAGACCUAA
This is a messenger RNA of Trichoplax adhaerens, 1605 nucleotides long. RefSeq lists its product as uncharacterized. The transcript is spliced from 16 exons. Lineage: Eukaryota; Metazoa; Placozoa; Uniplacotomia; Trichoplacea; Trichoplacidae. Bases 1 to 1605 code for a protein of 534 amino acids. The record is from RefSeq and is a predicted model, not a curated record. Gene Ontology annotation, cellular component: plasma membrane.